Molecule: messenger RNA, 5961 nt
Organism: Stegodyphus dumicola
Lineage: Eukaryota; Metazoa; Arthropoda; Arachnida; Araneae; Eresidae
Gene: Stt3A
Product: catalytic subunit 3A of the oligosaccharyltransferase complex
Biological process (GO): post-translational protein modification
Cellular component (GO): membrane
Molecular function (GO): dolichyl-diphosphooligosaccharide-protein glycotransferase activity
Source: RefSeq, a predicted model, not a curated record
GGGGAAAAAUAAAACCGGUAGCAACGUGUAAAACAACGUAAAAUGUUAAGAUUGGUAAAUUUCGACGAGAGAUAUAGGUUAUGAUUAAAGCUGUUCGUUAGGAUUUAUGAAUACUGAAAUUUAAGUUUUAAUUCAUAAUGAUAUAAGACACUUUCACGCGAAUAUUUAGAUUAUUUUUCUUAUAAUUUUUAUCGUAAUAUUACCGAAAAAUAUCUCUUUAAUACCCAUUGAUAGAAUAUUUAGCAUAUGAACAACAAAAUGUCUUCAACAACUGUGUUGUACAAGAGACCUGGAUGGUUUGUUCGUAUGUCUCCUGAGAAACAGGACACUUUGUUGAAAAUGUUGAUACUCUCAAUGGCAGCUGUGCUAUCUUUUUCCUCACGCUUGUUCUCUGUUUUGAGGUUUGAAAGUGUGAUUCAUGAGUUUGAUCCAUAUUUUAACUAUCGUACCACUAGAUAUUUAGCAGAAAAUGGAUUUUAUAGUUUUCACAAUUGGUUUGAUGAUCGUGCAUGGUAUCCAUUAGGAAGAAUUAUUGGUGGUACAAUAUAUCCAGGCUUAAUGAUAACUUCUGCAACAAUUUAUCACGUUCUGCAAUUCUUGCAUAUAACAAUUGAUAUUCGAAAUGUAUGCGUUUUCUUGGCACCUUUAUUCUCCAGUCUGACUACAAUCAUAACCUAUCUUCUUACAAAAGAGCUUAAAGAUGCCAGUUCUGGAUUGGUUGCUGCUGCUAUGAUAUCUGUUGUUCCUGGCUAUAUAUCUCGUUCUGUGGCUGGUUCAUAUGAUAAUGAAGGAAUUGCAAUAUUUUGUAUGUUAUUGACAUACUACAUGUGGAUAAAAGCUGUGAAAACUGGUUCAAUUUACUGGUCAGCAAUGUGUGCUGUGGCAUAUUUUUAUAUGGUCUCUUCAUGGGGUGGUUAUGUAUUUCUAAUUAAUCUUAUACCUCUGCAUGUUCUGGCCUUAAUGAUCACAGGAAGGUUUUCACAUCGUGUAUAUAUUGCCUACAGUACACUGUAUUGCCUAGGAACGUUGCUUUCAAUGCAGAUAUCAUUUGUUGGAUUUCAGCCAGUACAGUCUAGUGAACAUAUGGCGGCUUUAGGUGUUUUUGGGCUAUGUCAGAUCCAUGCUUUUGUGGACUACUUGAGAUCCCGUUUGACAUAUGAGCACUUUGAAGUUCUUUUUCAAGCUGUUGUUUCUCUAUGUUCUUUAAUGUCUUUAGCUGUUGGAGCUGUUUUAACUGUUACUGGGAAAAUUUCUCCAUGGACUGGCAGGUUUUAUUCUCUGUUAGAUCCUUCAUACGCCAAGAAUAAUAUUCCUAUCAUUGCUUCUGUUUCGGAGCAUCAGCCUACUUCUUGGUCAAGUUUUUACUUCGAUCUUCAGUUUCUUGUAUUUAUGUUUCCAGUUGGACUCUAUUAUUGCUUUUCCAAAUUGACAGAUGCUAAUAUAUUUAUAAUUUUAUAUGGAGUCACAAGCAUUUAUUUUGCGGGAGUUAUGGUUCGAUUAAUGCUUGUUUUGGCUCCUGUUAUGUGCAUUUUAUCUGGUAUUGGCGUGUCUUCAAUUCUUACUACAUAUUGCAAACAGUUGGAUUCAACCCAGCAUGAUAAAAAAGCAAAACGUUUUGACAGCAAUUAUUUUAAGAAAAAUGAGGUUUCUUAUGGUUUUAUCAUUGUAAUGUCUUUUUUCCUAACUGUAUAUAUGAUACAUUGUACAUGGGUAACAUCAGAAGCAUACUCAUCUCCAUCAAUUGUUCUCUCUGCUCGCAGUCAUGAUGGUUCUAGAAUCAUAUUUGAUGAUUUUCGGGAAGCCUACUAUUGGUUAAGACAUAACACUCCUGAAGAUGCCAAAGUCAUGUCAUGGUGGGAUUAUGGUUAUCAGAUUACAGCAAUGGCUAAUCGAAGUAUAUUGGUGGACAACAAUACCUGGAAUAAUACUCAUAUAUCUCGAGUUGGACAAGCAAUGGCUUCUUCAGAGGAAAAAGCUUAUGAAAUAAUGAGGGAACUUGACGUGAAUUAUGUUUUAGUUAUCUUUGGCGGUCUUACUGGAUAUUCAUCUGAUGAUAUAAAUAAAUUUUUAUGGAUGGUGAGGAUUGGGGGAAGCACUGAGCGUGGUAAACAUAUCAAAGAGAAUGAUUAUUAUACAUCAUCUGGUGAAUUCCGCAUUGAUAGAGAAGGUUCACCUGUUCUUCUAAAUUGUUUAAUGUACAAAAUGUGCUACUAUAGGUUUGGAUCUGUUUACACAGAAGCAGGCAAACCUCCUGGUUAUGAUCGUGUUCGAAAUGCAGAAAUUGGAAAUAAAGAUUUUGAACUAGAUGUCCUGGAAGAAGCAUAUACAACAGAACACUGGCUAGUUAGAAUAUAUAAAGUAAAAGAUCUGCCUAAUAGAGGUGUGUAACAUGGACAAGUUAAUAGUACAUGUUUUUCAUUUGCGGAUUUUGUACAAUUAUAUGGUGCAAUUUUGUGUAUCGAUCAUUAUUUUAUAAAAAUCAUAUUACUACAAAUUUCAUAAUGUGCAGAAUUUAUAUAUCAUAUGGAAAUAAACUAAGAAUUUGCCAAGAAAGUAUACUAGGAAAAAAAUUAGUUUGGGGCUUUACGGACAAUAAAUUAGUAAUUUAUUUUUUGAAAUAAGUUGUGUGCAUUGAUGCUAAAAGAAUUGACUUAAUGAAGUAUUUGUACCUUAACUACCGUAACUUAUAUUUUGUUAUAAAGUGAAAUCGUUAUCACUGAUGUUAUUUUACUGGGAAAUAUUUGUGUGUUGUUUUCUUCGAUAUUAAAAAAUUGCUAUUAUUAAAUUAAUAUUUGGUGUUUUUUAAUGGAAAUUGGUAUUAAAUGUCUUGUUAAUAAUUUUGGUUAAGUUAUAUAUAUAUAUGUAUGUGUAUGUUAACUCAUGUAAAACAAAAGUAAAAAAAAAAAUAAUUCUGAAUCCAGUUUGCAUAUGUAUAUGCACGCAUAUACCUAUAUGUGCACCUUAUGUGAUUGAAGUUACUUAAUGGAAAAGUUGCGUUUAACACUUUUUUGCCUGUUUUAAAAUUUGUUAUUUUAUCUGUUAAUGAGCUUAUAGAAUUUUUGGUGUGCAAAUUUGUUCAUUUGCAGUAAAAUUUCUCAAUAGAUAGUUUAAUUCCAAUGCUAUAAUAAAAGACUACAUUUUAGUAAAUUUAAUUUUGGAGAGAAGAGUUAAUUAUUAAGUGAAAAAAAUAAUAUUCUAAGUUUAUUUGUGUUUAGAAAAGGCAGAUCGAAGAUGCUACUUAAUUUUUGGCUGUUUUAAAAUCAUUAGUGUUUGCUUAUUUUGAUGCAGUCCAGUCAAGCUUUAUAGGCUAUUAAAUAAUUCUGAAAUUUAACACUAUUAUAUUUACCCUUCUUUACAAUUAAUUCCUUAUUUGUAUAUUUUUGCAUGAAACAAAUAAAAUGAGAUUGAAUGAAGUAAAUCACAAGUAUUUAAUAAAUAAAAUAUCUCCCACUCUUAAUGUUGUGAUAAAUUAUGUGAAGAAAAGGUUAUGCAUCAAUGGAAUAAGCUAUUUUCCUGAUUUAGAAUAACCUAGUGUAGUUGUUUCAAACUCAAAUUGCAUGUGGGCCAAAUGCUCGAUUUGAAAAGAGCUGAUGGACCAUGUUUUUUUAACUAGGUGAAAAUUUCUUUAUUAAAAAAAUAAAAAUAUAAUGAAUAAAUUUUUAAUUAAAAAAAAUUCUUUACAAAAUAGAGAUGUUUCGAGUAAAUUUUAAAUUUAUCUUACUAAAUGUUUAUCGGAACAUACAUAAAAAGUACUAAAUAAUAUUCCACAGGAUAAAUUAAAAUUUUUUUCUCUGUCUGAAAUCUUAAGUUUGGUACCUGGGGGACAGUUUUGUUGGUUGCACUUUGAAUUCAAAUUUAUUGACUGAUAAAUAUUUUCAGACUGACAUUUAAAGUAAUUCUAACAUUUUUAAUUUUUGAAAAGUGCAAAAAAAAUUAAUAAAAUCUGUUAUCAAAUUUCUAAAUAAUAUUUAUAUCACAUGUAUCAUAUUACUUAGCACCGUUUAUAGAUUUUCUGAUGCAUAUUUCAUGUUCAUUUUUAAUGGUAAUGAAAUAUUUUAAACUCAAACUUCAAAUCUUGAAAUCUUUCCAAUACUGUAUUUGCUAUAAGUACAUAAUUUAAAUGUAUUCUUAGAGCUCGAAAAUUGCUUUGGGGGCUACCAGUUUGAGAUUAAUGACUUAGUGUACCUUUUAUGUUAACAUGUUGACUGCUUGCUGUGAGGUAAUUUACUUUAGAGAACUGACUGCAACAUAAUUCAUAAUUGCUGUACUUAGUUUUUUAUGCAGCUGUGACUGUAAUCUUUUUUUAUAAAUAUAACUAAGGAUACAUGGCUUUGGAAAAGAGAAAAAAAAAAAAAAAAAAUAUCAAAGCUGACGUGCCUAAAUAGAAAAUGUGUUCAUAAUCACUGCUUUUGUAACCACCUUCAAUAGUUUACAUUAUAUUCUGACUCAUGUAGUUUAGUAUAAUUCUUAGUUUGUUCGUCAUUCAAUGUUUUUUUCUUAUCCAUGUUUUGGGUUAAUCAUGAAACAGUAUGAAAAAAGAAAUAAAGAUUCUUGAUACAUCGCUGAUGAAUUAAUGCAUAUCACUGAUUCUGCUGUGGGAAAAUAUGUGAAGCUGAAGUGUAUGUGAGUGCAAAUUAACUUGUGAUUGGCUACUGUGAAGAACUGUGUUACAUAUACCAAGUGUGAGAUAACUUUCAAGACCCUUUAUAUUAAAAAGCCAUUACUCCAUUCUGAAUGUUUUUUUAGCUGGAAUUUUUAAUAAUAUGAAUAAAUUAAAUGACCCAAAUCCUGAAAAUUGCUAUGACAGUCAACAUGUUAAAUAGUUCAGUUUUUCAAGUAAUCCUAGGGUGGUAUAACCAAUGACUGAAAGUGAAAGUAAUCUUCAUCAUUUUAUUCACUCUGAGAAUUUAUCUGAAUAAAAAUUCAGUUUACAUUUUUUAUGAAGAAAUCAAGCAGAGUAAAUAUAUAUAUGUAUAUUGUGUAUAUAUAUAAUUAAUUGUGCAUUAGCUGUGUGGCCUAAUCUACUGAAUUGCUUUUAUUUUCCUAUUUCAUGUUUUUUGUUUAGUGCAUACCUGCACACACACAUACAUUCAUGUAUUUGUGUGUAUGUGUAUAUAAAUAUUAUAAGAUAAAAAAUUUCUGACAUAAGAUUGUAGUAACUCCUUUAACUUUUCAUUUUAAUUUGGGUUAUAACCUCUUUUCCUAUUCUAAAAAUAGUAAUUGCUUAUAAUAAACCUCUCUAAGCUGUACCAUUUCUAGAUUAACAGCCGUAUCAUAUGACUUUUACAUAAUGCUGGUGACAUAAAUGGUUUUGUGAACUUAACCAACCAAUAAUAAUCUUAGAACAUUAUUGAUAAACCAAUCAGAAUGAUGUGAAAAUCAAAACUUAACGCGCUCUGAAUUAAGAUUUUUUUCCAAACACAUCACACUUCACUUCUCAACUUAACUAGAGCUGCUUUACUUGUUAUCACAAAGUUAUCGAAAAUGUAAAUGUUUUCAAACAGACAUGAUUAAUGUGCGAAAAUGUUUGUGGCAGCAGUGUUAAACUAAAAUAAAAGGAAUAUUGUUUAAAUCUCGUACAACUACUUCUUAUUGUAUCAUCAUAACUUUCAAGUAAUAAAAGUUUCUUUAUGGAUCACCAUGUAUGUAAUCAACCUCUCCAAAUUGUUAUAUUUGACAAAUUAUAUUGUAAAAAUGAAUUUUGAGAGUUAAAAGUUUUAAAUAUAUGCAUAUAUAUAUUGAAACAUAAAAAAAAAAAAAUUAAAUCCAUUAUGUAUUCAGCCUUGAUUGAUUUUUUUCCCCUUUUCAAUAUUGCCACUAGUUAUUGCAGCAUUCCGCAUAUAAUUGGGUUAGGUUUAGAAUUUGUAUUUUUCAUUAUAUAUCUAUCUUUCUACAUAUAUGUAUGUAUUUUUAAAUCUGAUUUGUAUCUUCCAAUAAAUAUAGAUAUAUAUUUUUAAAAAA